This is a messenger RNA of Coregonus sp. 'balchen', 2393 nucleotides long. NCBI's taxonomy places the organism in Eukaryota, Metazoa, Chordata, Actinopteri, Salmoniformes, Salmonidae. The record is from the annotation of a GenBank genome assembly.
AUGAAAGUCCAUUGGGCUUACCCCAAUGUCCAUGCAUAUUAAUUGGUCAUGUUCCUAUGUGCUCAAUGAGAUACUCAAGUCACUAACUCAAGUCAGUAAUUCAUUGUAAAUGCUAAUUGAUAUUGUCAUCCACAGGUCAGACAUAUCCCAGUAAUGGGAAAGGCCCUGGAGGCCCACCACCUGAUGAUAGGGGACUACAGGGUCCUGGUCCAGAGGGGCCACCAGGAGCCCAGGGGCCCCCAGGACCACAGGGCCCUCCAGGGAUGCCAGGUCAAGGGAUGCCCGGCCCCCAUGGAAAACCAGGCCCUCCUGGUCCCCAAGGGUAUCCCGGGAUAGGGAAACCCGGAAUGCCGGGAAUGCCCGGUAAACCUGGUGGAGGCGGUCAGCCAGGUCCGAAGGGCGACUUUGGUCCUGGUGGUGAUGUAGGACCAAUGGGGAUGCCUGGGGGGCCAGGUCUUCCAGGGCCACCAGGCCUGCCAGGCAUCGGGAAGCCAGGGGGUCAGGGACUGCCAGGGCAGCCUGGGACUCGAGGGGAGCCUGGGCACAAGGGCAUACCUGGACUGCCUGGUCUUCCUGGGCCCAAGGGAGACAAAGGGAUUGGCUUGCCAGGAUUGCCAGGUUUGAAAGGACCUGGUGGACCACCUGGGCCUCCUGGUCAAGGGGGCCUGCCAGGGGUUGGAAAACCAGGUCUGAAUGGACUACCAGGAAUGCCCGGGGGGGCAGGAAAACCAGGCCCACCUGGAGAAGGAGGACUUGCUGGGCCACCAGGGGAAGGAGGGGAACCAGGACCACCUGGGCUACCAGGUAUUGGCAAACCCGGGCAAGACGGUUUGCCAGGACAACCAGGGUUCCCAGGCGGAAAAGGGGAAUCAGGUCCACCAGGUUUGCCAGGGGGCCCAGGCCUACCUGGUUAUGGAAAGCCAGGAUAUCCUGGACCAAAAGGAGACAAAGGACAUGGAGGUUUGCCUGGAGUUCCAGGCCCGAAAGGUGACAAAGGUCAUGGAGGUCUCCCAGGACAGGAAGGCCUUCCUGGACCCAACGGGCCACCCGGCCCGCCCGGUCCCAUUGGGCCACCUGGGGGUCUUGGUUUCCCAGGUCCGAAGGGGGAAGGUGGCAAUGGAGGGCCAAAGGGGCUGCCAGGUCCUAAAGGUGAGCCAGGGCCUUCAGGGCUUCCUGGACAGGGUGGGUAUCCUGGAGAGGGUGGCCAACCAGGACCGAGAGGUAUACCAGGGCCACUGGGUCCGAAAGGGGAUAACGGCCACAAAGGGUUACCUGGCCUCCCUGGAGCUCCUGGAAUGCCCGGUCCGAGGGGAGAAGGUGGAAUUCCCGGAGAAAAAGGUCACCAGGGACCCAAGGGAAUCCCAGGAAAUUUUGGUCCAGGUGGACCACUUGGUCCUCCCGGUCUUCCCGGGCCAAAAGGCGAGCUUGGUCCACCAGGGAAACCUGGCUACCCCGGCGUAGGUAAACCUGGUGUUCCAGGCCAUUUAGGGCCCCAAGGGAAACCUGGCAAUGGUGGACCCCCUGGUCAGCCUGGACAACCAGGACAACCUGGUCCCCCUGGCCCACCCGGACCCCCCAUCCAACCCCCUGGUCUUGGUGAAAUCCUUCCUGAGAUGGGUCCUGGUCUGGAUGGUCUUAAACAAGGCAGUUACAAGAAACCAAAGAAUGGAGGAGACAGGAACGGCCUGGAGAUGCCAGCAUUCACGGCUCAGCUCACCAAUCCUUUUCCCCCCGUAGGCUCCCCUGUUGUCUUCGACAAGCUCCUGUACAACGGCCAUCAGGACUACAACCCUCAAACCGGCGUCUUCAGCUGUACCAUACCGGGAAUCUAUUACUUUGCUUACCACGUCCACUGCAAAGGAGCGAAUGUGUGGGUGGCACUGGUCAAGAACAAUGAGCCAGUGAUGUACACAUAUGAUGAGUACAAAAAGGGCAUCCUGGACCAGGCGUCAGGGAGUGCUGUGCUCCCCUUACAGCAAGGAGACACUGUGCAUAUACAGCUUCCAUCUGACCAGGCAGCAGGACUUUAUGCCGGUCAAUAUGUCCACUCUUCAUUCUCCGGAUAUUUAUUGUACCCAAUGUAAAAAAUCAUCAUCAACAACAACAAAAGGGCAUCCACACCACAACACACUACAUAGCUGUUUUAUUAGUGUUCAUUUUAAACUUUUGAACUCAAUAGUGACACAUGAUGACAAUGGUGAAAACUACUACUCGGCUCAGAAGUAUCCAAUGAAUGUGUGAGUGCUAUAUGCUAUAGUAUGUUUAUGCGGUUGUAUUGCAGUAUUACAUGGGUGCAAAAAAACAUAAAUCAAUCUCGCUGCAACACAUUUUAUUUACCCCAGAAAUUAAUUCGGCAAAACCCUCAGAUAAAUGUACAGUUGAAGUCGGAAGUU